GACUUACUCUUAUUUCCCUCCGUCUUCUUCUUCUCCCUCCCUCUUUGAUCUCGAUACGUGCUUUUCUUGACUGUUCUGCUCGGUUUGUCUUUUGGGGGUUCUCCAACAUCGAUGCCCUCUUUGUCUUCUACUGCCGUUUAGAAAACCCCCUGCCACCGCCUGCCCCCCGCUUUAUCUCCCCGCUCCUUGCACGUUAUACCUGUCACCAUGGCUGGAUCUCCCCCCGUCGCUGAACCGAUUCCGGAGAGCGUGGUACUCCCGGAGCCCAAGCCCGUCAACCAGACUAUUGCUCAGAUCCGCUCUCUGGCUGCUGGUGCUGCUGGUGGCGUUUGCGCGGUGGUUGUCGGACAUCCGUUCGAUCUGGUGAAGGUCCGGUUGCAGACUGCGGAGAAGGGCGUCUACUCGGGCGCGAUCGAUGUUGUAAAGAGAACUGUGGCCCGCGAAGGUCUGGUUCGCGGUCUUUAUGCCGGAGUCUCCGCUCCCCUGGUGGGAGUUACGCCGAUGUUCGCUGUCAGUUUCUGGGGUUACGAUGUGGGUAAAACACUGGUUGGCAAAUUUUCCGAGGUUCGCGUUGAGAACAACACACCCCAAUAUACCAUCGGUCAAAUCUCAGCUGCUGGCUUCUUUUCAGCCAUCCCUAUGACGUUGAUCACGGCCCCCUUCGAGCGUGUCAAGGUGCUCCUGCAGAUUCAGGGUCAGAACCCACCACCUCCGGGUCAGAAGCCCAAGUACUCUGGCGGGUUGGACGUGGUCCGGCAACUAUACAAGGAGGGUGGUAUCCGCAGUGUGUUCCGUGGCAGUGCAAUGACUCUGGCCCGUGAUGGUCCCGGUUCUGCCGCCUACUUUGCAGCAUAUGAAUACAUCAAGCGCACGUUGACUCCCAAGGAUACGCAGGGCAAUGUUACUGGUCAAUUGUCCAUGCCGGCGGUCCUGGCUGCCGGUGGCGCUGCGGGUAUUGCCAUGUGGAUCCCUGUUUUCCCUGUCGAUACUAUCAAAUCCCGUCUGCAGAGUGCACCGGGUCGCCCCACGAUCAGUGGCACGAUCCGCACCGUCUACGCCAGCGGUGGCUUCAAGGCUUUCUUUCCUGGAUUUGGCCCUGCGUUGGCACGAGCUGUUCCUGCGAAUGCGGCUACCUUUGCGGGUGUUGAGCUGGCCCACCAGUUUAUGACCAAAUUCUUCGACUAAACGGAUACAUUGCGCGCUGCAGGUACGGGUGGUGUAAGUCUAUCGGUAUCUUCAAUGGGUGGCGUUCGUCCUUUUGUCCUUUCGUCCCUUCUGCGGGAAGCAUUUUGCAAGCCUGGAUAUCCUUGUUGUUUUUUCAACUUAGACUAGACAGUUUCUGGUUGCCUGUACUAGUGUUAGGAAUAUGCAUCGCAUAGUGAAUCAUUGGUCCAGUUAAGGGUUUGUUCAGAGAGAUACUUAGCGGUAGGGCAGCUGAGACACGCCCAGAGGGAUGCUUCAUGGGGUGUCUGGAGAGGUGUUUGGUCUUUAUAUGGGCGGAUCGCAGGCCUUAGACACGGGGUGAGCAGGUGUUAUCUGAUGGCCAGGACCUAGUACAUGUUCUCACUUGAAACUAGCGUGCAGUGAGCCACAUAUUGCAAAGCGCAUAAAUGCUGGGUUCCAA
This is a messenger RNA of Aspergillus ibericus CBS 121593, 1624 nucleotides long. RefSeq names its product carnitine:acyl carnitine antiporter. Gene Ontology annotation, biological process: mitochondrial transport; carnitine transmembrane transport. Gene Ontology annotation, molecular function: O-acyl-L-carnitine transmembrane transporter activity. The coding region runs from base 208 to 1185 and encodes 325 amino acids. NCBI's taxonomy places the organism in Eukaryota, Fungi, Ascomycota, Eurotiomycetes, Eurotiales, Aspergillaceae. The transcript has 5 exons. The record is from RefSeq and is a predicted model, not a curated record. Gene Ontology annotation, cellular component: mitochondrial envelope.